AUGAGGCGAUCAGCAGCUCCAAGUCAAGUGCUGGGAAAUGUAGCCAAAAAGUCAAGGUUUAUACCACCAGGAAAAAGUAUCACAGUUUGUGUCAAGAAUGAAACUAAAGAGAUGGACCAAGAAAUGAAAUUAAAGGAGAUAGAUGAGAAACAGGGAAGUACUUCAUUGCUUUCUAAAAUAUAUGGCCAGAAUCAAAAUGCAAAUUUUACACAGUCUGUGGAGUCAACUGGAAAAGUAAAGACUACAAAAGCAUGUUUCAGCGUUAAUAAGUGUAGCAAGGUGGAAAUGAAAACACUGAAUAUGCCCAAGGCUGGGUUCAUUUAA
This is a messenger RNA of Cariama cristata (Red-legged seriema), 324 nucleotides long. RefSeq names its product DNA repair and recombination protein RAD54B-like. The coding region runs from base 1 to 324 and encodes 107 amino acids. Lineage: Eukaryota; Metazoa; Chordata; Aves; Cariamiformes; Cariamidae. The record is from RefSeq and is a predicted model, not a curated record. The transcript has 3 exons.